This is a messenger RNA of Xenopus laevis (African clawed frog), 6995 nucleotides long. RefSeq names its product syntaxin-binding protein 5-like (gene stxbp5l.L). The transcript has 29 exons. Gene Ontology annotation, biological process: Golgi to plasma membrane transport; exocytosis. NCBI's taxonomy places the organism in Eukaryota, Metazoa, Chordata, Amphibia, Anura, Pipidae. The record is from RefSeq and is a predicted model, not a curated record. Bases 2371 to 6054 code for a protein of 1227 amino acids. Gene Ontology annotation, cellular component: plasma membrane; cytoplasm; SNARE complex. Gene Ontology annotation, molecular function: myosin II binding; GTPase activator activity.
UUUUUCCCGCCCAUUCGCCUCAGCACCUCGGAGAGCGCAGCUCGUUGGAUCCUGUGCGGCUGAGGAAAGAGACGGAGCCUCUGAGCCUGUUCAACAUCCUGCGGGACUGUGUUUCCUCUUGUGGUACCAACCUCUCCUCACAACAAAGCGUCCACUCUCGUGCCACUGCCUGUGGGAUCUACCUCAAGGGAGACCCUCCACUCCCCGCAGCCUGGAGGCCCCCGUGCUAAUUGCUGCAAUUACCUCACAUAUUCAUCGACUCCUCCAGCCCUGGGACUGACAUUGCCCUGCCUGACUGUGUGGGACCGUGUGUGUACAGCAGCCACUGUAAAGGGCAAAUCCUAUUAUAUACAGCAGCCUGGGAACGUUACCUUUCAUUUGUAUAUCCAGACUAUUAGGGCUCUUUCUAUUGCUCUACCUUAGCUAUUGGGGGCAGCCUGUGUAUUGUGUGCCCACCAUAGUCUCUUUAUAUACAGUAUAGCAGCCUGUGUAUUGUGUGCCCACCAUAGUCUGUAUAGACAGUAUAGCAGCCUGUGUAUUGUGUGCCCACCAUAGUCUCUGUAUAUACAGUAUAGCAGCCUGUGUAUUGUGUGCCCACCAUAGUCUCUUUAUAUACAGUAUAGCAGCCUGUGUAUUGUGUGCCCACCAUAGUCUCUGUAUAUACAGUAUAGCAGCCUGUGUAUUGUGUGCCCACCAUAGUCUCUGUAUAUACAGUAUAGCAGCCUGUGUAUUGUGUGCCCACCAUAGUCUGUAUAGACAGUAUAGCAGCCUGUGUAUUGUGUGCCCACCAUAGUCUCUGUAUAUACAGUAUAGCAGCCUGUGUAUUGUGUGCCCACCAUAGUCUCUUUAUAUACAGUAUAGCAGCCUGUGUAUUGUGUGCCCACCAUAGUCUCUGUAUAUACAGUAUAGCAGCCUGUGUAUUGUGUGCCCACCAUAGUCUCUGUAUAUACAGUAUAGCAGCCUGUGUAUUGUGUGCCCACCAUAGUCUCUGUAUAUACAGUAUAGCAGCCUGUGUAUUGUGUGCCCACCAUAGUCUCUGUAUAUAGAGCAGCUUGGUCACUGUGUGCACCCUAAUGAUCUGUAUAUACUCCAGAGUGCGUAUGGGAAGAGGCUAAAGGAUUUGUGCCACAUCUGCUUACUAGUGAACCUAUAGGAUCUGUAUUUACACCUGUAUAUUAGGGACAUUAGUUCAUAUGACUGUGUAUUAGAGAGCACACAGGAAAGUGUUUCCGUACGUAGGUGAGGUGCCCAGCUGAGACCUGUGCGGGGGCUAAAGUAGUGGGAGAGCACAGGAGAGAGAGAGAGAGUGUUCUUGAAUGGGACACAGGUGCUUCAAUGUGUAGCGCAGGUUUGCUUUAAGGCAUUUGGAGAUAAUGGUGGGAUAGAAAAUGUGAGUAUAGGAGGUGCGGGUGGAAAUACUAGUAUAGGGAUUAGACCAGUAGGUUGGGCAGCAGUUAAAGGGAAUUUGGAAGGCAGAGAUAAAUGAAGGUACAAAAAUUGGACGAGCAGGUGCAGAAGCUUUUUGGAACUGGUUAACAGGAGCUACUGUAAGACUUGAGUGAAUGCCGAAGCUGUGUGUAGGAUACAACUUUUUUUGAGGUUUAUAUAGACAGCACAGGCCCUCAGUUUAUUUUGCUAUAGAAAAACUAUUUUGGAUGGUGCCGCUGUGUAAAAAUGUAUUUGAUCUUGACAUUUCUGACUUAUGCAACAUAUUGGUGUUAGGAGUGUGCCUAGCAUAUGUAUGAAGUAAUUCAUGAAAAACAACUAUAGGAACUGCGCAGAGGAGUAGGCAUUGCACUGGUGCAGAUAGAUGAUUUUAUGGGGCUUUUCUGUGAAAAGUCGAGGGAUAUUUCAGCUAGCUAUAUAAAUACUGUUGAAUAUGAGCUGCUAGAAGGCUGGUGCCAAUCAGUUUCGUUAGGACCGGCAUUUUGGAGGUGCCAAAGCAUCUGGAAGCAACUGCUGUAAAGAUAUAUAGGAAAACAUUAUAAGACUUCAAAAGAGUAAACCCAUUUUGUUAAUGUUGAGGGCUUGGUUUUCGUUUAUAUUUUUGAAAAACAUAUUUUUCCAAAACAAUAGACAUAGUUUAUAAAUGAUUUUACAUUUUAAUAUUUCAGGUAGAUUUAAAUAACUUUGGCAGGCAAUUUGGAUACGAUUAUUUGGAACCACAACACACAAUACAUAUUUGGGGACUAUUUUAUUAAGCACAAUUUAUGGAAGGAUGGCUUGGUUCAUUCACACCUAGCUCUGUUUUUAUUGCUACUUCUACUUGAUUUUCACCCGGUACAUCCCGAAUCUCUUCUGUUCCUUUAUACACUACUUGGGAAUGAAAACUGUGGUUCUUUAUUUUUGACCUCCAAGAGGUGACCAAAGAUGAAGAAGUUUCGUAAAGUUUUGGAUGGUCUGACAGUUGGUGGUGGAACUGUGGCAGCAGCAGGUGGCUACCCUGUGUAUUCAACCGGUCCCACAGGAGUGGUGGUGUCCCCUCGAGACAUGGAAGUUCAGGAGAACUUGACUUCUGACCAGUUCAAUGUCUGCAAGACUGUACGACAUGGAUUUCCACAUCAACCUACAGCUUUAGCUUUUGAUCCUGUACAGAAGAUACUGGCUAUCGGGUCACGGACUGGAGCUGUACGAAUAUUGGGCCGGCCUGGAGUUGAUUGCCAUUGCCACCAUGACAGUGGGGCAGCUGUACUGCAUCUGCAAUUUCUAAUUAACGAGGGUGCCUUGGUUAGUGCGUGUGCAGAUGAGACGCUUCAUUUGUGGAACCUGAGGCAGAAACGACCAGCCAUCCUUCAUUCACUUAAAUUUAAUAAAGAACGGAUCACAUGUUGCCAUUUACCGUUCCAGAGUAAGUGGCUGUAUGUUGGAACAGAAAGGGGUAACACGCACAUUGUAAAUAUCGAAUCCUUUAUUCUUUCUGGAUAUAUUGUCAUGUGGAACAAGGCAAUAGAACUAUCAACAAAAAGUCACCCAGGUCCAGUUGUACACUUAAGCGAUACCCCUAGAGAUGAGGGGAAGCUGCUAAUAGGUUAUGAAAGCGGAACAAUAGUUCUCUGGGAUUUGCGAUCUAAAAGAGCCGACCUAAGAUUUCAUUACGACGAGGCCAUUCACUCUAUUGCCUGGCACCAUGAAGGGAAGCAGUUUAUGUGCAGUCAUUCAGAUGGGAGUCUCACGGUAUGGAGCGUAAAGAACCCCAGCAGACCCUCUCAAAUCACUGUUCCCCAUGGGAAAAGUCAAAGAGACGGGAGGAAACCUGAACCAUGUAAACCAAUUUUAAAAGUAGAAUACAGGACAUGUAAAAACAGUGAACCCUUUAUCAUUUUCUCGGGAGGACUGUCCUAUGAUAAAGCCUGCAGGAGACCCAGCUUAACUAUCAUGCACGGAAAGUCCAUCACAGUCCUUGAAAUGGAUCACCCAAUUGUAGACUUUUUAACUCUUUGUGAAACUCCAUACCCCAAUGAAUUCCAGGAACCAUAUGCUGUAGCAGUUCUGCUGGAGAAGGACCUUAUCAUUAUUGAUCUUACACAGAGCAAUUUCCCAAUCUUUGAGAAUCCCUACUCCAUGGAUAUCCAUGAAUCACCGGUCACCUGCACUGAAUAUUUCGCAGACUGCCCUCCCGAUCUGAUUCCAGUGCUUUAUUCAGUAGGAGCUAAGCACAAAAAGCAAGGCUACAGCAACAAGGAAUGGCCAUUAACAGGAGGAGCCUGGAACCUGGGAAGCCAAACUUAUCCUGAAAUCAUUGUUACAGGGCAUGCUGACGGCUCUGUCAAAUUUUGGGAUGCUUCUGCGUUCACCCUCCAGAUGUUAUACAAACUGAAAACCUCAAAGGUAGUUGAGAAACAGAAGCCGGGAGAAGGGAAGCAAACCGCAGAAAUAGUGGAAGAGGAUCCAUUUGCCAUCCAGAUGAUCUCCUGGUGCCCCGAGAGCAGAGUCUUCUGUGUGGCUGGUGUAUCUGCUUAUGUUAUAGUUUAUACAUUUAGCAAACAUGAAGUGCUCAUGGAUAUAACGUCCUUAGAAGUUCGGCUGCAGAAUGAGGUUGAAGACAUCAUUACUCCUGAUCCAGAUAAUAUCACUCCAUCUCCCGAGCCCACGUCUCAGCCUCUGUGCUUAAAGAGCAGGAAUCUGUCAGGCAGUGCAAACAUAGCGACAGAUAGUAUCCCAUGCCUAAGUGUGAAGAGUCGCCCAGUAAGGAUGCCUCCAGGGUACCAGGCAGAGCUUGUCAUUCAGCUUGUGUGGGUGGAUGGAGAGCCCCCUCAGCAAAUUACUAGUCUAGCUGUGAGCUCUGCUUAUGGCCUAGUUGCCUUUGGAAACUGUAAUGGCUUAGCAGUGGUGGAUUAUAUCCAGAAAACCAUUUUACUAAGCAUGGGAACUAUCGAUUUAUACGGCUCCAGUGACCCGUAUCAGAGGCAGCCACGUUCACCGAGGAAGAGUAAGCAGUUCACUGCAGACAACUUUUGCAUGCGUGGCCUGUCUAAUUUUUACCCAGAUUUAACGAAAAGGAUCCGUACUUCUUAUCAGAGUCUAACAGAACUCACCGACAGUCCUGUUUCCCUGGAGCUGGAACGCUGCAAGUCCCCCACUUCAGUUAAAGGAUCGAGAAAGUUAAGUCUGCCAACAGAUCUUAAGACUGAUCUUGAUCAUGUUAACGGCCACUGCACGAGUCCUACGUCUCACACUUGCAUUUCGGGUAAACGCACCAUCACUGCUGAUGGAGUGAAAGCCAAUCGUAGAGGUCCAGGUCGGCCACCUUUUCGGAAAGCGCAGUCUGCUGCCUGUAUGGAGAUAUCCUUGCCAGUCACCUCUGAAGCAGUAGGUUACAUUUCCAGACGGGCAAUGCUUCAGCAAUUACACGGAGUCAGUACUUUCUCAAAUGACGAGUGCCACUAUUCUUCCAACACGUGGGCCGACAAAGAAAGCCGUGAGAAUUCCUUCAACCGCUCUCGGAGCUCCAGCGUGUCCAGCAUCGACAAGGAUUCUAAGGAGGUCAUUACCGCUCUCUACUUCAUGGAGUCCUUUGCCCGUAAGAACGACCAGUCACUCUCCCCAUGUUUGUGGAUGGGGAGCAGCCUUGGAAUGGUUUUGCUCAUUUCUAUUAACAUGCCUUCUACAGAGGAGCAAAGACUAACGGAGCCGGUGAUGGUGUCCCCGAGUGGUACUGUAUUAAUGCUGAAGGGAGCCAUACUGACCUUCUCUUGCUUGGACUGCACCGGCACCUAUAUACAUCCACCUUAUGAGAUCUGGAGAGACCCCAACAGCGCAGAGGAGAACGAGAGAACACGAAAACGGAAACUGGUCACAUUCUCUCCCUCAUCUUCCCAGGAUAUGGGAGAUCACCAGUUUGCCGUUAUCUGCUCAGAAAAACAAGCCAAAGUUUUCUCCCUUCCCUCUCAAACAUGUUUGUAUGUGCACAACAUCACUGAAACCUCCUUCCUCCUGCGGGCUGAUGUGGUCACCAUGUGCAACAAUGUUCUGCUGGCAUGUUUCUGUGCAAACGGCCAUAUUACGACAAUAAGCCUCCCCAGUCUUCGUCCAUUGCUGGAUGUAAAUUACCUGCCCCUCACAGAUAUGAGAAUAGCACGGACUUUCUGCUUCACUAAUGGGGGGCAAGCUCUGUAUCUGGCGUCUCCCACUGAGAUCCAGCGGAUAACCUACAGCCAGGAGAUGUGUGACAGUCUGCAGGAGAUGCUGGGGGACCUGUUCUCACUAGUACAGACACCAGAGGCACAGAACAAGGGCUUCUUGACCGUCUUGUUUGGUGGAAGUGCUCAGACGUUUGACAGAGAAGAGCUCUUUGGUGAGGCCACAGCAGGAAAAGCCUCCCGGAGCCUUGCACAGCAUAUCCCAGGGCCUGGAGGAAUUGAGGGGUUGAAAGGGGCAGCGACUGGGGUUGCAGGUGACUUGCACAGAGCUCGCAUUGCUCUGGAUGAGAGAGGACAGAGGCUGGGAGAGCUGGAAGACACUACAGCAGCCAUGAUGUCCAGUGCUGAUGCUUUUUCUAAACAAGCACACGGGCUGAUGCUGAAAUACAAAGACAAGAAGUGGUACCAGUUUUAAACAGAGAGAAGGAGAGAUGUGAUCCUUUCUAUGGACCAGUACUUAGAACUUUUGCCCAUGUGUGGGUUACUCAGCUCCAGCAUUCUCCACUGAUGCAGUGUCCAACACCUUCCACAGAGGUGGCCAUACUGCUCCCAGAGGAGCAAAUCAGAACUGCACCUCAUUUAUGUUGUUAAGCCCUUUGCUGUCUGAGAAGACUAAAGGACUUUAGGAAAGAAAAGGUCCUUCCAGGAGCCAAAGGCUCAAAUCUACAUUAGAACUAUCCUCCAAAAGAUUCGGAAGAGGGCAUGUCAGCUUUUGUGUUUUCUAAAAUCAAAAAUAUAAAUGUCCUGUAUCCUGUACAAUCUAGGAUGUUAAUCGCACUCAAUUGAAGAAAAAAAGAAAAAUGUAAAAAAAAAUAAUUUGCAUGACAAGUUUCAACCCGAGAAUAGGCGCAUGCUGUAAGGUACAGGUGAGAAAGGAACAAUCUGAGGGAGCGUCGAGUAUUUCUAGUGUGGGAUGGGGCAGUAUUCUCAUUUGUGUGCCUAUUUAUUGCGCUUUCAUUUGCCAUAUCAAGCUUUGUUUCACUGUGUUAAGCCCAACCUAGAGGUGCCCUGAGCAGCAUCAGCAUUUAGCUUGUCAUAGAUUCAGUUCCCUGUGUGCACAGCUGUACAGAUGUGUAAAGAGACUUGCACAGCAAUUGGGGGGUCCCAAAAGUGUCCAGUGCGGAUGUUAGAUUAUUACUAUUGACUCUAAAGGUUGGGACAGCCGUGCCCUGUCCUGAUUAUCUUCUUCUGUAAAUGAUUUACAAAAGCCAAUGUUUUAUGGAAGUGAAUAUGGCGAGGUGUCGGCUGAUUUCAAGAGGUAGGUGCCCAAUGUCACAUUCUUUCAAUAGAGUAGUUCAAAUGAGAUUUAAAAAAUGUAUGUGUUUGAAAAUAAAGUGUAAUUUGAGAUCCCUAUAA